Cyclopterus lumpus (lumpfish) is the source of this 681-nucleotide messenger RNA. It is a transcript of the gene fgf8b, whose product is annotated as fibroblast growth factor 8 b. The transcript has 5 exons. The coding region runs from base 1 to 681 and encodes 226 amino acids. Gene Ontology annotation, biological process: positive regulation of gene expression; neuron differentiation; embryonic heart tube development. Gene Ontology annotation, molecular function: type 2 fibroblast growth factor receptor binding; growth factor activity; type 1 fibroblast growth factor receptor binding. Lineage: Eukaryota; Metazoa; Chordata; Actinopteri; Perciformes; Cyclopteridae. Gene Ontology annotation, cellular component: cytoplasm. The record is from RefSeq and is a predicted model, not a curated record.
AUGAAGCAAUAUUUGAACUAUUACAAGAUGAGGCUGAGAACAUCGAGGUUAGGCUAUCUGUUACUUCAGUUCACAGCGCUUUGCUUUUACGCACAGAACACUGUGCAGUCCCCUCCUAAUUUCAAGCACCACGUCACCGAGCAGAGUCGACUGUCGGACCGCACGAGCCGCAGGUUGACGCGAACCUACCAGCUGUACAGCCGCACCAGCGGGAAGCACGUCCAGGUCCUGGCCAACAAGCGGGUCAACGCCAACGGGGACGACGGGGCGGUGCACGCUAAACUGGAGGUGGAGACGGACUCCUUUGGAAGUCGUGUUCGCAUUAAAGGGGUCAAGACGGGAUACUACAUAUGUAUGAACAAAAGGGGGAAGCUGAUCGGGAAGCGGAAAGGACGAGGCAAAGACUGCAUCUUCACCGAGAUUGUUCUGGAAAACAACUACACGGCGCUGCAGAACGCCAAGUACGGCGGCUGGUACAUGGCUUUCACACGCAAGGGCCGUCCGAGGAAGGCCUCAAAGACUAAGCAGCAUCAGAGGGAGGCCCACUUCAUGAAGCGUCUACCCAGGGGGCACUUGCUGAGCGAGAGGAGACCGUUUGAUGUCCUUCCUCUCCGUGUCCCCACGCACCCUUUGAGCAAGCGGACUAAACAUUCCCAUCACCAGCGCUCAGGGGGCCGCUGA